This is a messenger RNA of Thamnophis elegans (Western terrestrial garter snake), 561 nucleotides long. Its product is annotated as vitelline membrane outer layer protein 1-like. NCBI's taxonomy places the organism in Eukaryota, Metazoa, Chordata, Lepidosauria, Squamata, Natricidae. The transcript is spliced from 3 exons. Bases 1 to 561 code for a protein of 186 amino acids. The record is from RefSeq and is a predicted model, not a curated record.
AUGGAUCUCUCUGCCAGCACUGUGCUUCUCCUGACUAUCUCCUGCUGCCUGGGGAAUACUGAAGCCCGAAGUUACAUUGAUAUAAUUGAUGCACUAUAUGGGGGUCCCUGGGGUAACUGGGGCCCAUAUGAGUUUUGCCAGGGAGGCUAUGCAAAUGGCUUCGCCCUGAAGAUAGAACUAGCCCAAGGGGCAGGUGACGAUACAGCUCUGAAUGGAAUCCGUUUGUACUGUGACCAAGGCAAUCCAAUUACGUCUACAGUUGGACUGUGGGGAAAAUGGACCGUCCCCCAGUUCUGCAAAUCAGGCCACCACCUGGUUUCUUUUUCUCUGAGAGUGGAACGCCGUCAAGGAAACGGUGAUGAUACGGCAGCUAACAACAUCCAGUUCGCCUGCAGUGAUGGUGAAGGCAUAAUGGGCUAUGGCCUGCAUUGGGGUGAUUUUGGCCCAUGGAGCGAUCGCUGCCCCUCGACUGGUAUAUGUGGGCUUCAAACAAGGGUGGAGGGAAAACAGGGCGGGGGUGAUGACACAGCACUCAAUAGUGUGCUUUUUUUCUGCUGUUAA